Molecule: messenger RNA, 1089 nt
Organism: Theobroma cacao (cacao)
Lineage: Eukaryota; Viridiplantae; Streptophyta; Magnoliopsida; Malvales; Malvaceae
Product: Heavy metal transport/detoxification superfamily protein
Molecular function (GO): metal ion binding
Source: RefSeq, a predicted model, not a curated record
UAUGGCCACUAUGUAUUCACUUCCUUCAAAAUUAGUGCUCUCUGAUUCCUUCUCUUUCUCUCUGUUCUCAUCUUCUGCCUACUUUUUUUUUUCCUUUCUUUUCUCUCUCCUAUUCUGCAUUUCUUGUUUUGAUUUGGAUUUUCUUCUUUUGCCUUUGUAAUCUGUCCAAACCUCUCUAUCUUUUUCAAACCAAGCAUUAUUCCAUUACGUCUCUUCUGCUCCUUUUUGUUUUCAACACCCCCAUUUUCCUUCUUAUCUCUCUAUCUCUUCUUUUUAGCACCAUUCCCUCAAAAGCUCUCUGGUUUUUUAUCUCUGCAAUUCCUUCAUAAAAAAAAAGGGUUCAACACAAAUGAAGAAGGUUGUGUUGAAGGUGGAUUUGCAUGAUGACAAAGCCAAGCAAAAGGCUUUAAAGACAGUCUCAACUCUUUCAGGAAUUGACUCCAUUGCCAUGGAUAUGAAGGCAAAGCAAUUGACAGUGAUUGGAACAGUUGAUCCUAUAAACGUGGUGAGCAAAUUACGCAAGUACUGGCCUACUGACAUAGUAUCAGUAGGGCCAGCAAAAGAGCCAGAGAAGAAGGAGGAGCCAAAGAAGGAAGAACCCAAGAAAGAGGAGGAAGCAAAGAAAGAAGAACCCAAAAAAGAAGAGGAGCCGAAGAAAGAAGAGCCUAAGAAGGAAGAGGCAAAGAAAGAAGAACCCAAGAAAGAGGAAGAGAAGAAGGAAGAAGAGAAAAAGCCACAGCCACCUCCAGACCCUGUUAUGGAGCUUGUCAAGGCCUACAAACAAUACAAUCCUCACAUGACCACUUACUACUAUGUUCAAAGCAUGGAAGAGAAUCCAAAUGCUUGUGUUAUUUGUUGACUAGGCUUUGGCAAGAACAAUGAUGAGGGGAAAAAGAUAGCUUUUUCUCAAAUUGGUGAUGGAUUUGAAUGUCAUCAAUGAGAAUAGGAGGUGAACCAAAGAAGAGAACUCCUUUGUAUAUAGAUGGUGAUGCCUCAUUAAUCCUUUUUUUCAUAUGUAUAAGUAAUAUGUGUUGUGUAGAGACUAGAGUGAAUAAAUGAAAUUUUGGAAUUUGUUUUGAACCCCAUCAA